UGGUUGGCGGCUGCGGCCAUUUUGUGGAUCUCUGGUUCCUCCUCCCCCCCCCCGCCUUCUCUCGGUCCUAGUCUUUUGCUUCUGCCGGGGGCCUGGACGUGAAACGAGGGGCCGCGGAGCUCUCUCAUUUCUUUACAAAAAACCCCCCAACCACCCCACCCCUCCUUCCCGGUUGUCGGAGCCUACCGGUAGUCCCCUUCCCCCUCCGCGCGGUGUCCUGGGUCCGUCUGCGAGCGGCCCUCCUUCGCCGCGAUGGAAGACGACGGGCAGCCCAAGACACUGUUUCUAUACUAUGCCUGUCAAUGCAGCAUAAGUGAUGUCUCAUGAAUUAGGGAGACAGCCUAUAGAGCUAUGUAGGAAAUCUUUCCAGAGAUGUGACUGAAGUACUUAUACUUCAGUUAUUCAGCCAAAUUGGACCCUGCAAAAGCUGUAAAAUGAUAACAGAGCAACCCGAUAGCAGAAGGGUCAACUCUUCUGUUGGAUUUUCUGUUUUGCAGCAUACAAGCAAUGACCCUUAUUGCUUUGUGGAAUUUUAUGAACACAGGGAUGCAGCUGCUGCAUUAGCUGCUAUGAAUGGGAGAAAAAUUUUGGGAAAGGAAGUAAAGGUUAACUGGGCAACAACACCAAGUAGCCAGAAAAAAGAUACAUCAAAUCACUUCCAUGUGUUUGUGGGAGAUUUAAGUCCAGAAAUAACAACAGAAGACAUCAAGUCAGCAUUUGCUCCUUUUGGUAAAAUAUCGGAUGCACGGGUAGUUAAAGAUAUGGCAACAGGAAAAUCUAAAGGAUAUGGCUUUGUAUCGUUUUAUAAUAAAUUGGAUGCAGAAAAUGCAAUUGUUCAUAUGGGUGGCCAGUGGUUAGGAGGUCGACAAAUCAGAACUAACUGGGCAACACGGAAACCGCCUGCCCCUAAAAGUACACAAGAAAAUAGCACAAAACAACUGAGAUUUGAAGAUGUAGUAAAUCAGUCAAGCCCUAAAAACUGUACAGUCUACUGCGGAGGAAUUGCCUCUGGAUUAACAGAUCAGUUGAUGAGACAGACAUUUUCACCUUUUGGACAGAUUAUGGAAACAAGAGCUUUUCCAGGAAAAGGCUACUCAUUUGUGAGGUUUUCAACUCAUGAAAGUGCAGCACAUGCCAUUGUUUCAGUAAAUGGAACUACAAUUGAAGGCCAUGUUGUUAAAUGCUAUUGGGGUAAAGAAUCGCCAGAUAUAAGUAAAAACUUCCAACAGGUGGAUUACAGUCAGUGGGGACAUUGGAGUCAAGUGUAUGGGAAUCCACAGCAGUAUGGACAGUACGUGGCCAAUGGGUGGCAAGUGCCAUCUUAUGGAAUGUAUGGACAAGCGUGGAAUCAACAGGGAUUUGGUGUGGAUCAAACACCAUCUGCAGCCUGGAUGAGUGGAUUUGGUGCCCAGCCUGCCCAGGGACAAGCAGCUCCUGUAAUACCCAAUCAGGCUGGAUAUGUGUUUUACAUCACAGAUUUUAAGAAAAAUGACAUUAAAGAUGCUUUUAGUUGAACAGUAAAUCCUGACGUUUUGGCUGUGGACCAAACAUUACAUCAAAGAAGACAGUGUUUUCUUCAUUAACCACAAAGCCAUCAUUCAGAAGACAUACUCAUGGAAAUAGCUUUUUUUCCACAAAUUAUUUUUUUCCAUAUGUUUGAAGAAACUGAAGUCUGGUAUAAAUAUUUCAGUCUUUGCUGAAAAACAGUGCUAUCUGCAAUACUUGAGCAAACACCUGUUAACCACAUUCAGGAGCAUAUUAAAUCUUUCCAGAUCUUGUUUGCUUGAAGUGAAAAAAUUUGCAUUUGAUUUUGGGGAAGCAGUUUUUUCCAAAGUAUGGUGCUUAAGCAGUCAUACUUGUACUUUUACAUAAAAGUUUGUACCUAACUGCAAUGUUGCAAAAGCAUGCUCAGAGAUAGAAGUAGCGAUGUAAUUAUUCAAAAUAAUACUUAAUAUGCUCUGCUGCUAUAUUUGCAGUAGAUUGACAAGAAUGUGAAAGACUGACACUUCCAAAGUUGGCUACUAUGUAAAGUGACAUAACUAUACAAAGAGCCUUAAUUCUUCAAUACCUUUUGUCACUAGAAACCUGAAUUAUUUUGCUUUCUGUUACUCAGUAUGUAAAUAUUUUGGUUGACAACCUUGUAUACCUACUUGACGGUUCCUAUAAGUUGUAUAGUAACUGAGUGUUAAAAAAAAUUGGGGAUGUUUUUUAAAUCUAGAAAUAUUUAGCCCAAGAAUUUUUUUAACCAGAUUGUUAAAAUACCUUAUUUUAGAAAUUCCUCAAUGUGCCAUUUGGUUAACAGAAAUGCAGUUGAAAUAAGUAUACUGAGCUGUGGCUUAUUCUUAGUUAAAAUGUUUUGGGGUUGGUUUUUUUUUUUUGUAUUUUGGGGUGGCUUGCAUGUGACAAACCUGUACAGAGGCUGGGUUGUUUGUGCACCGAGUAUUACUGGGAUAAAUCAUGAAGUUGUUCAAAAGGUAUACUUGGGUUAUUUCUCACUUAUUUUGUGGAUACACUGACACAACUGCCUCAAUAAAUUUUGAGUUGAAAACGAA
This is a messenger RNA of Podarcis raffonei (Aeolian wall lizard), 2552 nucleotides long. It is a transcript of the gene TIAL1, whose product is annotated as TIA1 cytotoxic granule associated RNA binding protein like 1. Lineage: Eukaryota; Metazoa; Chordata; Lepidosauria; Squamata; Lacertidae. The transcript has 14 exons. Gene Ontology annotation, cellular component: cytosol. Gene Ontology annotation, molecular function: mRNA binding; DNA binding. The coding region runs from base 435 to 1514 and encodes 359 amino acids. The record is from RefSeq and is a predicted model, not a curated record.